Molecule: messenger RNA, 3624 nt
Organism: Haliotis rufescens (red abalone)
Lineage: Eukaryota; Metazoa; Mollusca; Gastropoda; Lepetellida; Haliotidae
Exons: 3
Coding region: 306-1616 (436 amino acids)
Source: RefSeq, a predicted model, not a curated record
GACUGGCCAGACUGAGUCACGUGACACAACUCAAGUUGAAUACCAGACGGACGAUUUUACAAAUGGUUGUUUUCGUUCACUAAAAUCACGAGAAGAAACGAAAGGAUAGUGAUAUUCUAUGUGAGGAGACAAAAUAAGGCACAUGGUCAGUGUCAAUAAUGUCGUUGUGUAGCAAUGUGUUGCUAGUAUGAGGACUACCCUUCGUCCUGACACAGCCUACUUGUAGGUAACAGGCGAAUGCUGAAUACAGAAACAGAAAUACCCGGGUUUAAACUUUAGCAGGAGAGUAUUUUUUAGCUUUCAAAAUGGCUACACUUUUGCAUAAAAUGGUUAUUGCUUUGGAGAUAAUCACCUUCAUUAUGAUUAUAUUGGUCGCUCUAGGUAAUAGAUACGCUUUUGUUCAGCCGUAUUUUAAAGAACUGUCAUCCACGACAAUCUUUGCAAAUUUUAGACAAAGCUAUUUGAGAAAACCUUACCGAGCGCAUCAACCACGCUAUGAAGGAUUUCAGAAGGUGGAUGACAACAAGACAUUUGUCUACGCUGCCUACUACGACGACAGGGACGAGGACGCUGUCGUGAAGGUUGUUGUGUUGACUCCCAGGAACCUAUCCACAGUAUUCAAAUGCGUCCUUCAAAACCAACAAGGGGACCAUGAAACAACCAAAGGUCGUCUCCACUACAUAUACGAACCACCACAGUGGAGAAGCGCAUACCGUGCUGGAUUUGUUCUGUGUUCUCUGGGAAAGAUGACGAUUCAACCAGAAUUCGUGUCACUUCAUGUGUUUGAUAAAGUCUUUUUGAACAAUUUGACUGUGCGGUAUCCUGGUCCCAAGAACAACAUAACACGCUGCUACAAUGCAUUUCUCUUCAAAUAUCGGAAUGUUGCCGAGCUUGCGGCAAAUAUAGAAAUCAGCCGUCUAUUUGGUGUUGAUAAGUUUGUCUUUUACAACCUAAGUGGCUCCUUCAGCGUAUCCAAACUCCUGAAAAGUUACGAAUCAGAGGGAGUAGUUGAGUUGAGAACCUGGAACCUACCAGUGCCAAGACCUGUAAUACGUUACUGGGGCCAGCUAGGUGUCAUCAACGACUGCGUCCUAUCCCAAGUCCACACAGCUAGGUAUGUGAUGGUGAUGGACUUUGAUGAGAUUGUUAUACCACUCAAACACAAAACAUUGUUGGAAAUGGCGGACGACCUAUUCCUGAAGUCUCAGAAUACAUCCAAACCUGCCGGGUCUCUGCUGUUCAGAAAUGUCUUCUAUCCUACCUAUAGGAACCAGACCACUGCAAAGUAUAAAAUGAAACAAGUCGCCAAGAAAUACAAGAUAGCUCCUUUGUUGUACACGCUCCGUUCUCGGACAAACAGUCCCAAGAUAAGGACAAAGGCUAUGUUGAACCCGGACAGAGUGGAAGAUGUGUUCAUGCACUAUGUGUGGAAUUAUAAAAAGGGAUACGUAACAAAUCUUGUGAGAGAAGAUAUGGCACAUAUUUUUCAUUAUCGAUGGGCCAAGGACAAAUAUAUGACAGAUUUCGUUACACAGGAUUUAACUAUGCUCAACUUUUCAACCAGUAUUUCCACCGCUGUCAAGGCGAGAUUCCUCAAGGCUGGAAUGGUCCCUUGAUAAAACAGCGUGAAUGUUGGACGAUGGUGCUUUGUUUCGUACGGAAUAGUUUCGUACUACAAUUCAAAAAACUUGUUGGGUGGAAUAUAUGUGAAGGGUUAAAUAUACUGUAGUUGGUCAUGUGGUAUAACCGUAACCAUCUCACCAGUCCAGCUCCGAGCCCACUUGAACGGAAUGGCCUGUGCAGCUUUUGGCAUGACCCGUUGUAAAUUAUUCUAUUCUCUCUAAAAACCCAAGCCUUAAUGGGUGUCUCUCAAACGUGCUGACAUAUGGCCACUACUAGGUUAUGUUGAAAAUGUAAUUUAGUGUAUAUUAUUCAUUCAUUCUUCCUUGAAUCCUUUUGAUAUUCGAGACAGAUUUGGGAGAUUCUUCAUAUUUGAUUGUUCCAAUGCUGGUAGUGUGACAUGUUUUGUUGGGAGUAGUUACACAGAGGUAACCACGGACACGUUUCUUUAGUUUGGCCUGUUUGACCAACUUUAAUCUGUAUCUUUUCUGUUGCAGGGUUGGUUAUAGUACAAACCUCUUCAAUAGGUUUCUUUAAAACUGCACUUAUCCAAAAUACCUAAUUGUUUCAAUAUGUGUCCAAAGUGAAACAGGAAACAUUCGGCGUAUCCCCCUCCAAUCAUAAGCCCUUCCAGGGAGGACCUUUAAUCCCCAGCUGUCUAUCAACACCUCGUUACUAUACGUAGCCGGAUCUUAGGCAGACAGACAGAAUGUUUAUUGACGUCUCAUCCGACUUGCAUUUAAAAAUAGUAUACAGCCUAUGUAAAACAGACGGGCCACUUCAUACGGAUAUGUAGGCGACAAAGAUGGGUAAAAUAUACUUGCUAAUACAAAAAAAACUAUAUUCAUCUAAUACGCAAUAAAUACACAUUUCUAAUGCUUAUUAUAUUAAAAACUAUCAUUGGCCACUCGGUCCCGGUGUGCGUCUGUCACGUGAUUACUAUCAACAUUAUUCCCCAUCAACGAUAAACAUGGCUGCAGUCUUCUAAAACUUCACCCCCAAGUUUGGCCUUCUGCCUUCAACCCUGAGCUACCCCCUCUGAGCGAACGUGCGCCCUUGGACACAAUCACAACAAAGUACACUUGAUUGUCAGUUAUCUGCCAUGUGCUAUUGUCAACAUCAACAGCAAGCACGGUACCUAAGUAAAAGAAGCGGUAUCUGUUUAUCCAGCACUGAAAGGGUACCCGGGAGUACGAGAUGAUGUCAACGCUAACCAUCUGGGCUGGGAGCCGACAAUUGGAAUAAACACUUACCAGGUGGUCAGGAUGCUUCAUCACCCUGAGAUUGACCUUUGUGAUGUAAGGAAUAACAAAGCGGGCGAUGCGUAUAAGGCUGGUUGCCUUUUCAGAACCAAAGAAAUUUAAUGUGAUUACAAGCACUUGGGUAAAUACAAAUUAGGAAAUGAAAAAUAGACGAACUUCCAUGAAAUCCAACUCUCCUUUUUUCUCUUAUUGACCUUAAACAUGACACCGUCCAGUCAGCGAUGCCGACAUCCCCGUGACGUUGGAAAGACAUGUUGAAAGGUAUCAUUAAUUCACAUUUAUACCCUGAACACAAUGGCAAUGCUCUUCACAUGAGCACAUCUAUAUUUGAGUGACUACGUGAGUGAACUCAUGUCAUAUACCUGUAGUUGAACUUACUGAUUGGUCGUGAGUGAGGCCAAACUCAAAUAAUGUAAUCUCAAUUUGAAUUUCGGAACAAAGAUGCACUUUUCAUCUAGCCCAGUGUUUUACUUCAUUGUAACAUCUGGUUGCCUAAAGCAUUUGAAUUUCUUUAUAACAGAUUCUCUUUCAGAAAUGAGCAAAUGGCACCUCCAUGCAAUAUUGAGAACUAGAAACGAAUAUAACAAACACAGUGAUUGCACUAUAGAAUCUAUUAUAUAGAACUUCAAAUACUGUUACAAUAAUUUAUUUCAAUGUCUACAUUUUAUGUUUGUGUUGUUGAUGUAUAUUUAUACAUUAUGCAAUCAACGUGGGGUGUUUCAAAUAAAGGACAUUUACCUUG